Blastomyces dermatitidis ER-3 is the source of this 5581-nucleotide messenger RNA. Its product is annotated as leucine Rich Repeat domain-containing protein. The coding region runs from base 2535 to 4493 and encodes 652 amino acids. The transcript has 7 exons. The record is from RefSeq and is a predicted model, not a curated record. NCBI's taxonomy places the organism in Eukaryota, Fungi, Ascomycota, Eurotiomycetes, Onygenales, Ajellomycetaceae.
GCUUUUUAACAUGAAAACAUCAUGAGAGUCUGAUUUGCUCAGCUUAGCAUUGAUCAUUCACUAUGCAUACACCUUUUCUGAGGUUAAUCACUUUUCCGAGGCAACUCUUUUGCGCAAAGGAAUGGGAAAUGAAACAUGUCCCAACCGGGCUAGCAUGUCGAGUUAUGCCGAUAUAUAUCGAUCCAUCAAAAAGAGGUAGACCGGAUAUACGCUGAGUAAAACCUCUCUACCAAGACCUUCCUCCCUUGAACUUCCCUCCCCAACCGCCAAACCCAAUGGGUCAUUUUCUUAACCAUGAAUUACAGGCGGAUAUCAGAGCCAAACUCUCUAAGCUAACUGCUCUCCCUCAAUACAGGGAUUUUAGUUAGAAUCUGUUGACACGCUAUGCACCCCAAGCAAGGGUAUGACAGUCAGUCAGCAAUGGCGGCACAGGGAGCUCCGAUUGUUGUCAUAUCGUUAGAGGGGACUGUGGUAUUUAGUGUCACUCGAGAUCAACAUGAUAUUUUUAAUGCCUAACAAUUUGAAAAAGACGCAGGCAGAAGAUAAACAUGAGAGAGGUCACUAAAACAUCACAGCACAGCAAAAGAGAAACCAACUAAGAGAUAUCUAGAUGCUGAGGCGAGAGAGCAAACCACUAACAACACCACCCGUCGACGGAGAAUGGAGUUUCUUUCGCGCGCUUUAUCGCCACCGCAUUCCCAAGUUCUGUUUCUAGCAGGCAUCUCCGUCGCAGAGUAGGGUUUCGAUGUGCGUUACCUAUGUGUUCGUUGACACGAAGUCGCUCCAAUCAAGUCUUUUUGACGUGGAGCAAGGAAGAUGGCAUUGGAGGUUAUCGGGUUCGAUAUAUUAUCUGGAGUCCAAUUCUGGACUGACUACGGAGUGCGUUAAGGUCUAAUAAUAUCGACGUUUGCCCAUGUCCCCUCCCCUCCACACUACUGCGUAUCAGACUAUCAGUUCAUUCUUACGACCCUCCCUCUGUUUCGCUGGUGUUCGCUAUCAGUGAACCUGGGCUCCUUGGCGGUACAUCCUGAAAGCCCGCCAAUCAGCCGCUAAGGAGCACAUAUUCCACUGGUUUCUUUUUGCCCCAAGUGCCUGUGGAGUUACAUGGAUGUGUCUAACAUGGGCGAGAAAGCUUGGCCUUUUUCUGCUUCAUUACUCCAUACAAUAAUAACAAUACGACGCCCUAGUAGCGUCUUAUUACGCAGUAAGUGUCGCCGCUAAGGGGAAGGGGACCAGGAAGGCCGUGCAUAAUGCAGAAAACCCAAGCCAGGUAUAGUUCACUAGCCUAUGUUGCUCCGUAUUCAUAAUAUAUUUCUGUGGAGAGACUAUACCAGAAGUUGUACUGUACAAGGCGAUAGAUAAUAUGGUAACAAUCGUCAAAGGAUGAUUUCAUAUCAUCCGACCUCAAAAAAUCGAAGAAUAUAUAGAUAGAUAUACUUUUACAUAUUGUAUGUAUGUCCAGAAGUCUCGCCCUCCAUUUGUUGCAGCUAGAGGCGAACUUUCCCCGGCCCAGUCAUCUACAAAACUCUAAUAUAAAAAUAUUUUUGUCCAAACACUCUUUUUUGACAUUAUUUUGCGCUACUUCGAAUUCAUCCUUCCUGUUCAUCCUCUUCUUCCUCUUCACUUAUCAUCAAACUACUGGGCAUCUCCUUAGAGCCCUUACUUACACUAAUCUAAUAUUUAAUUAAUCUUAAUAUCUACCCAUCUCCUGUCCUGCCUCCCUCUUGCCCUAGCUCUAAGCCUAUUCUUACGUACUCGCUGCGGAUAUCAAUCAACCCUUACUCGUUCUCACAAUAUAUCGUUACUAUUGCCUGCAAAACACUCAUUCUCUCCCUCUUCCUAUCAACUGCGCCUAUCGUACGCAAGCAACACAUCCGCCGGGGUAGCCGUUUUCUCGCUCCCCCUCUCCCCCCGCCUUCGCGCAAGCCAAAACAGACAGGAUACGGUCAAGUAAUACCGCUGCUGAGGAUAUUCCGCCCCAGUUCCGCUGGAGGGGCAAUCUGUGACUAACAGUAACGUCUGCGACUGGCCGCUGGACCCCAAUCAAUGCGAGUGUCGUAGCAGCAAAAUAAAUUACGCCCACAGAAAUCCCUGCUGUGUCCCGUGACCCCGCUCCCCAAAUUUCCCAUACCGUAAUAUCGUCCGUGACGGUACGUACUGUAUUAUUCGUCGAGUGCGGCCCGCCCCACAUUGCGGCCAAUAGGAUACUGCUGCUGGUAUGUAUGGCGGUAUUGCUGGGUAAUUUCCAACCCCAAACCCAGGCCUUAGCUCCACAGCUCUCUUCUUGUCCUCCUCCUCCUCGUUGUUGUUGCCAUCGCCUGACCUCGUCUCCUCGUCUCCUCAAUUCCCAUCUUUCUCCUCAAUUCUCCCUCUCUUUCUCCCUCUCUUCCUACCUCUCCUCCAGACACUUCUCGCUAAUAUCCCAAUUCCCAAGGCCAUACACCUCAUUCUGCAUCUAAUGACCGUCAUCCUUCGCCACUACAUCCAUCUAUCUGCUACAACUCUCCAAACUACAUACAACCCCCGUUAGAGAAAUGAGCUCCCAGGCUCUCCCCACCGCCAAUUGCCAGCACCAACCCCAUCACCAGCCGGAUUACUUUCAAAAACCUGUCAACUAUACUAGAGAUAUCUCUCCCUCCUCUGGCUCCGAGAGUUCUCGCCGCCCUUCUUUUGGCUCCAUCAAGGAGGACUCUACAGAAAUUGCCCAGUCAUUCGUUGAUACAGAGGACAGUUCCUCCAAUAAACAGACCACCAAAGCUGGGGGCAAAGCUGCUGCCAAGGCUGUAGUGCAGUCCUCCGAUUCCCCUGAAUUCUGUUGCCCCUGCGGUGCCUUUUUAGGAUGGAAGCACAUCCGCUUAGGUGGACGGCGACUGAGCAGGAGCUACAGUGACCUUCGCUUGUUAGGCAAUGCCCAAUCGAGGGGCUUUGCUUGGGAGGUUAAUGAUUCGGGUCCUAUCACCCCUGUUCAAGAGGAACCUAAGAAGACUGUCAGAAAGGGGCAUGCGCCAAUUGAAUUACUUCCCGCUGAGAUCCUAGAUCAAAUCAUCUCCCAUCUGGCUAUCGAUAUCCCCCCUAAUGGCUACACUCCACGGAAUAUUGACCUUGUCUCGUGCCUCUUGACCUCUCGGACACUCCACUCAGCGACACUUAGUGUCCUUUAUCGACACAUCACCAUACCCCACUCGAUCAUCUUCUCCAAGGCUCUGAACCACAUCAAGCAGUAUCCCGCUUUAGGCACCAUUGUCCGGCGCUUGGACUUUUCCCACUUCACGUCUGUUGGGCUGGGUCGCACACAGCAAAUGAAUGUCGAGAUUCAGAACCUUACGUCCAAGACCCUGUUGGAGUGCUUAGAGUUGCUGACAAACCUAAAGGAGUGUCUGCUUCAAGAGCAUCUCGAGGAUGAUGUGAAUGUCGACGUACUCCGAAAAUUACUCUCACGAACCCCGUCCCUGCGCGCUGUUGAUUUCUGCGGGUGUUCAUCUGCAAUUUUCUCCAAUGGCUUCCUCAGUGCCGUUACUGAGGAUUUUGAUUUCCCCGCAACCCUCCCAGCGCUCCGCCGGGUGUCUCUCCACGAGUGUAGCGGUCUCAUUCCGCGCGUGUUCGAGGUUUUCCUACCGCGCCUAGUCAACGUGACCCAUCUCGAUGUGUGCCACACCCAGAUUACGAAUUCUGCAUUGAUGUCCAUUCCACACACUGCCCGCAUCACACACCUGAAUAUUUCGCGAUGCACGAAGCUCACGGGACCGGAGGUGGUGAAAUUCUUGACCACACACCCAGCUGUGAGGGACUCACUCAUCUACUUGAAUGUCAUGACUGAUAGCUCUAGACACCAACUCCUGGACGAGACGGACGUCGACACCCUCCUGCCCUGCCUAACCUCGACCCUCCGCUCGGUGAACCUGGGCGGGGCGAAGAUCUGCUCAUCGAACAUGCCUUGUCUUCUCCGCCUCUCCAAGCACGUCGAAGAACUCGGUCUCGAUUCUGCCAACCUUACCAUCAGCGACAUCAACCUGUUCUUCGCACUACCGCCGUCCGAUAAUAACGUUUCUGACAAUGAUGCCAACACCAACACCAACGGCGUCAACCCAAGCACACGCCGGGCCUGGAUCCCAUCCCAGCUCCGCUACAUCGAUCUCACCAGGAACCCCCACGUCACCCAAGCUGCCCUCCUAAACCCCAAAGCCUGCCUCCUCGUCACCCCACACAGCGCGCCGCUUGAUGUAAUCGAACUUAGCGAAAAAAUCAUCAGCCCGCUCCGCCAGCGCAGCCGGGCGAAUAAAUAUGGGAAUGGAUGGCUAGUGCGAGACUUGGGGCGGCGGGGAUGGUAUGUGCGGGAACCGGCGUUGGGAACGCGACAGGGUAAGCCGACCGUGAAGCCGGAUGAUGGGCGUCGGUCGUGGAAGAUGGGGGCACGCUGGUGGGGAAUGAGGAAGAUCCCGGUUGCGGUGGGGGAUGUUGGGGGGCUGUAUGGGCAUUAUAUGUUUAAGAAGUGAGCGGGGAUUAAGUAUUGAGUAUCCUACCUCCCUUUUACCUGCUGGCAAUGGCAGAUUUUGUACCGUUCUUGUGAUUGUUUCAUUACACUAAUAUAUCCCCCCUUUGUGACAUUUUUGAUAUCUUGGGGUGUUUCUGGAAUAAUUUUUUUUCUCAUUUUCCUUUUCCUUAUCCCGGCUUUGGUGUUGUUUUUCCCUUGUUAAGCGUGCCAAAUUUCCUCUCUGCCUUCGUUGCCUCUGUUGCUUCUCUUUUCCUCCUUUUCGACCAUGAUGUGUUCUUAGUAGUCAUACAUCCCUUGAGAUAUUUUCCGUCGUGAGCGUUUUUGUCAACUUUUUUUUGUCGCAAGCGAGUUUAAAAUUCAGCAUAUUCUUCUUAUCCACGCCUCUUAUGUCUUUAAUGUUUAUUUGACUGCUAAUUUUUUCUUUCUGCUUCCCUCGCCCUCGGUCUCAUUUAUUCGCCCUUAUAAAAUUUUACCCUUCUCCAUAUAUUUCCCGCUCGUGCCUUGGAAAAAGUCACAUUUGAGUCUGGAAAAGAUAGCGCUCUUUCUGCUUCUUAUUUCUAUUCAUGGUACUUGCUGGUGUUGGCAUUGACAUUCACUCAAAAUAUCCAUCGUUCCAUAUUCGCAAAGCAAGUAAGCAGAUGUCGCUACUUUCUUUUGAAGGACUCACAGAGAGGGGAGAAAAGAGCGAAGUGAUAAAAAUAAAAAAAAUAAAAAAGGCACACAGGCACAUAGGUAUUGAAUAGAGGGGGAAGUUUGUGUUUUGUUGACUGUUGAUCACUCUUUUGCUACUAGUUUUUGAGUUUUUUUUUUUUCUUUCUUUUCUGAAAUGAUAUUCUUAUCUUUUGCAUUAUUUGUCAUUUUAACUUAUUCUUACUUUUCAAUCAUGAGAAUCUUUCACUUUUGAGUCUGUACAUGAAUUACAUCUAACAUAGUGUGCUAUUAUCUGUUGUACUUGAAACAUGCCACUCUCAUUCUUUUUUAUUAAACUUAUGCUUGAACAAUUGUAUGUAUUAUUUCCCCCUUCUUUUCACAACAUCCUCUUACAAUUCUUUCCCCAAUCAAUUGUAGCUGCUCGUUUGCUCGCUCCCA